AUGAAGUCUCCCAAGGUCAAGACGAGUGCCAACAACACUGGUGGACCUCGCCAGGUUCAUUUCAAGGAGGUCAGCAGCCACAGCUCUGGUAGCUCUUUCCCCAUCACCCAAGGACCCGAUACUUCGACCACCUCGACCUCGACCGCCUCGACCGCUCCUGCCCCCGACAACCACGAAGACGAGGAGCAUGUACCCGGCGUCUUCCUUCACACAUCCACCAACCCUUCUGCCUCGGUCAAUCUUGGUUACAACUUUCCACCCUCAACACCUUUCGGCCAGGUCCCUCCUCAGCCAACCUACGGCCCUUUCAUCCCCCAAACUUCGACCCAUCCCGCCUUCACUGCUGAGGCGAACGCUUUCGCACCUUUUGGAAAAUUCAAUCCGUUUGGUCUUCAAGCUCCUGCCUACGUCAACAUGGCCGACUAUCAGAACGUCGCUCCGCCUGCCGGAGGUCUUCACUUCCAGCCGCCCGUCCCUGACACUUCUCACGGCGUCAUGCAGCACGUCUACGUGCCUCGCUUUGACAACGGCGCGCCUCCUCACCCUGGCUAUGCUUAUCAUCAGCCGCCCCCCAACAACAUCACCUACAUCGGCCAAGCUCCUCCUCCCAACCCUCCCGUCAUGAUCGCCCAGCAGCCUAUCAUGCAGCCUGGAAUGGCCAUGCAGAACCCGCCCAUCAUGCUCCAGGGCCCUCCCCAAGUCAUGAACGGCGCCCCCAUGUUCCAGGGUCCUCCCCCUAUGGGCAUGAACAUGCCCCCCAACAUGGGCGGUGGCGGCGGUCCCGUCUUUGCAGGUAAUCGUGGUUUUCCUCCUGAUGUCACUGGCUUUGGAAAGACGGCUGGCGAGAUAGCCAUGGAACAGGCGCAGUUCGCCUACGCCAAUGGCUUGUUUGAGCCUCAGGACUUCAAGCCUGCUGAUGACGACCCGUCUCGUUAUUAUCCUGUUCGCGAGGUUGACGGUAAUUGGACCCAGCGCAACCGUUUUACUAUUGACAACCUCGGCGAUUGUCGCUGGUAUGUCACUAACGAGGGCUUUUUCUACGCCCGAUACCCUACAUUACAGGUCCCCGAGACCUGGACUUUCAUUCGGACGCCCCCGGACGACUUCCCAACUAGACUUCCAGUCUUCGAGGUCGCUGCUGCCAUGACGGUUAAGGGCAGAAGUUCCACGCUCUGUGAAUGGGCUCUUGGAGUCAGCGUAGAGGAGUAUUGCGACUCAGUUCAGCGGCGCAGGCGCAAGACAUCGACUGGCCGACAGCGCAUCAGCGUCGAGAUCUCGACUGACGAGGAGUCUGAAGAGGACACCGUCAAGAUCACAUAUCCACGCACCGGGAGCAAGACUUCUGCUGCCCGAUCAUCCAAUACAAAGAAGGUGCGCUUUCAGGGAGCACCCAAGCCCGCAUUGAAAACGGCCGAUUCAGACGCCGAAUCUUCAGGUGAUUCAGAACCCGAUCCGGACUGCAAGUGCCGGGACUGUAAGAUAGGGCGCAGGAGACUAAGAAAGGCAGGAAAAGGUGACAAGGAGAAGGCUGCUGAGGCUGAAACCUCUGAAGAGGAGUCCAAGCCAAACGAAAAGAAGAAGUCGAAGGUCGACAAGAAGAGCAACAAGGUAAUCGAAUCAUCAUCGGAGAGCGACGACAGCGAUGCUGAGACGACAGAGACCGAUACAGAGACCGAGGAUGAGGCAUCGCCGCCUCCUAAGAAGACAAAGGACAAGAAGGAGAGCAAGAAGAGCGCGAAUAAAUCCAAGGAAACGGCCGCAGCAGACGUCGAGCCUAACAACGUUGGCCCGACAAAGAAGAAGCGAGCCAAGAAGAACGACGACACGAAAAAAGAAAAGGCCAAAAAAGCUCGCGAGCCCGAGAAAUUGACACCCGAGGCCGCCUUAUCUCCCAAUCUCCGCCGCCCAAAUCUCAUCAUGCCCAUCCGAGCUGAGGUUCUACAGGUUGAGCAUGCCAUUGAAGGGGUUAAGGACCCCCGACCAAAUGCUUUCCAUGAUUCGCAGCACGGCGUCGUUCGAGUCUAUCACGGACCAGCAUACGGCAAUCCUCAUGGACUACUGUAUCCCGCGCGCGAUCCUUCCAAGGCAACUCUGCCUUUAGGCAUGCCUCAUCCAUUGCAGAACCCUUACAUUAACGGGUUUUCUAACACUAUGAAUCCUGGCGACAACCACUCCAAGAGCCAGUCGCCAUGGGGUGCUAUUCCAGUCACCUACAUGCCAGGAGGACCUCCGAUGAUGGCCCCGGUUGAUCCGAUGCAAAUGUCGCAAAUACCGCCUUACUGGGCUCCAGUGUCACCAGUCAAGAUUUCUUCAGUCAAAGGGUCACCGAAGAUGUCAGGGGCCAACCAGGCAGGAGACAGCAAAGAGAAGGGAUGGGAAACGAAUGUUGGUCCAGCGGGCGCCAAAGCUCCCUCUCCUGCAAAGAGCGCCAAGGUCCAGCCGUUGAACAACAAUGUUGCACCAGCCUCUCCCAUCAACAUCAGUCUGACUGUCAAUCCGAACACGCCUUGGGCCGAAUUUGCGAACACCGUCAGCAAGAAGUCUAGUCCCAAUAAAGACGGCUCACAAGCUGGGAGCAAGCAGGGAUCCAACAACGGGAGCAAGAAGUCUUGGGGGUCCAAGAAGACCACCGAUUGGCAGACUAUACCCAGUGGUCAGCACCCAGACCUCGGAUGGGGCACACCCGCGAAGAGUCAAGCGGGCAGCAACUCUGGGUGGCCCCAGACCACAGGAAGUAACUCUGCCUGGGGUCAAACUGGUGAUGGCAAUAAUGACGCUUGGGGAACGACAGGUGGUCCAGGAAGUAAUAGGAGCGGAUCAGGAAGCAACAAGAGUGGCGGAAGCAACAGCGGCUGGAACAAUUCUGGCAACGACCAGAAAAAUAACACCUGGAACGAUUCAGGCAAUGGCCAAAACAAUGACGGUUGGAACACGUCAGGAAACGAUACCGGCAAUGAUCCUUGGGGCUCGUCAGGCAAUACCCAGGGCAAUGCUGCUCAGGGAGCGUCUGGCGGCGACAAUGUCUGGGGAGCGACGACAAACAACAAUACUUGGGGAGACUCGGGCAACAAUAACGGAAACAAUAACCAGACAAUGAACACAGACGGCUGGGGAGCCUCUAACGGUAACACAGGCGACACCUGGGCUACAGGAGGCAAUUACAACAAUUGGGCAACAGCCUCUAAUCAUUCCAACAGCUCGAAGAAGUCGAACAAAAGCAAAAACCGGGGAGGAAGCAACCGAAGCGCCAGUGGCAACCAGCAGCCACCUCCCAAUUGGGAUAAUCAGAGCAAUAAUGUUGGAUUUUCUGGACGGGUUGUCUCGAGUGGUUCCAACAACUCGCAUCAGUCACGAAAGAGCCAAGCGCCGCCGUCGAACUCAGGUUGGGACAACAACGCUGGUCCUUCGACGAACAGCCCCGUCGGUAACGCCUCCAACAAGAGCAAUGGUUCAAAGAAGAGCUCCAAGAAGGGCUCAAACAACGACGAUGCCUGGAAUGCUGGGAGCGGCGACAACAACCCAGCUUGGACCGUCGACAACAAUACUGGACCGAUGACGGUUAGCCCCAACGCUUCCCAAACGUCAAAGAAGAGCGAGAAGAGUGAUAAGAAUGCCACGACGGCGGGUGAGGGCGGCGGAUGGGGGCCUGCUCCCGCUGGAGACGGCUGGAAUCCGACCGGCACCGAGAUGAGCAAGGGCUCCGGCAGCAGCAAGAGCAUGCCGGGCGCCUGGGACCCUACACCGCCUUGGGGUGAUACAAGCAUGGCGCAAUCUACCAACGGACUUGCGGAAACUUGGUAG
This is a messenger RNA of Colletotrichum siamense, 3801 nucleotides long. RefSeq lists its product as uncharacterized. The transcript is spliced from 5 exons. Lineage: Eukaryota; Fungi; Ascomycota; Sordariomycetes; Glomerellales; Glomerellaceae. The coding region runs from base 1 to 3801 and encodes 1266 amino acids. The record is from RefSeq and is a predicted model, not a curated record.